This is a messenger RNA of Sapajus apella (tufted capuchin), 3692 nucleotides long. It is a transcript of the gene GPRC5C, whose product is annotated as G protein-coupled receptor class C group 5 member C. Gene Ontology annotation, molecular function: protein kinase activator activity; G protein-coupled receptor activity. The record is from RefSeq and is a predicted model, not a curated record. Gene Ontology annotation, biological process: G protein-coupled receptor signaling pathway. Lineage: Eukaryota; Metazoa; Chordata; Mammalia; Primates; Cebidae. Bases 1189 to 2523 code for a protein of 444 amino acids. The transcript is spliced from 4 exons. Gene Ontology annotation, cellular component: extracellular exosome; intracellular membrane-bounded organelle; signaling receptor complex.
CUCAAACUCCUGGACUCAAGCAAUCUGCCCACCUUGACCUACCAAAGUGCUGGGAUUAUAGGCAUGAACCAAUGUGCCCAGCUGCAUUUACAUUUUCAGUGUAAGGUUUCCUUCAAGUACAUUUAAAACUUUUGAUUGGAGAAAACUCAUUGAUUUGGUCUUUAAUGUCUCUUAACCUGAUACAUCCAUUACCUCCACUUCACACAGGGAAAAUCCAGUCGCUAUUAGGAGCAGGGGUUUGGUUUUCUUGUCUGGCGCAGCUCUAUGGCACUUGGUAGAGCUUGCAGUGAGUAGAUGGAGUGAAAAAUACCUUGCUGGUGUUAAUAAAAGCUAACUUUCUUGCCUUCUAGUGAGGACAUCUUAAAGUCUUCCAUUAAAGAGUAAUUCCUUUGGGUUUUGCCUUGCCCUUGCCUGGUUCUUGCUUUUAAAAUGUUAAUGCUCUGCAGGAAAAUUUUUGCAUUAAGUCAUUAACUCCUUAGCUGGGGACUUUAUUUUAUCCUUGACUUCAGCAUCUGAGCUAGGCAAAAAAUGGAGGAUUCUGAAGUAGAGACUUGGCACUGAAAAUGGGAAAAUGACUGUCUCUUCAUUUUUCCUGGCUGCUGGCUAUGCCUGCUUCAGGUGCUUGUUAAACUCUUAUUGAAUGAAUGAAUGAGUGAAUGAACGAAUGCUUGCAAAGCUGCCUGGCUAUGGAUUUAAGCAUCACAGGGAUGGAGUUUAGGGGCAUAGCAGCUGACCUCCUGAAGCCUGGAAGUCCCAGGGCAGAGAGGAAGUGCUGGGUGGGUGGGGUGCUUGGUCAUGACUUGUUCACAAGUCCCUUCGUCCUCCACCCUAGCUGCCAGAGCUCAGGGAAUAGCUGAACCCAGGUUAUGGUUGGUGGAAGGGAGGGAACUGAAAAUUCCAUGACAGUUUUUUCCUUUGCCAUGGCUAAGAAAAGGGUUGACAAAUGGGCUUCAUCUCAUUUGCCUCUCUAGCCAGUUGAAAUGCCUCUUAGGACUUCUGUGUUAAGAAGGAUUCUGAGGUCCAGAGAGCCUCAUGGUCAGCUAGCACUGUCUCGCUGGGUUUGGGAUGGGGGAAGCAGCACCAUGUUAUUGGAGUCUGACCUCGGAGGACUAAUUUUGACCCUUUUCCUUCCUUCCUUUGUCCCUUUCUUCUCUAGGGACCCGACCGGAGCCUGGCCUGGGAGCCAGGAUGGCCAUCCACAAAGCCUUGGUGAUGUGCCUGGGACUGCCUCUCUUCCUGUUCCCAGAGGCCCGGGCCCAGGCCCAGGGCCAUGCUCCACCGGGCUGCAGCCCAGACCUCAACCCCCUCUAUUACAACCUGUGUGACCGCUCUGGGGCAUGGGGCAUUGUCCUGGAGGCGGUGGCUGGGGCAGGCGUCGUCACCACGUUUGUGCUCACCAUCAUCCUGGUGGCCAGCCUCCCCUUUGUGCAGGAUGCCAAGAAGCGGAGCCUGCUGGGGACCCAGGUGUUCUUCCUGCUGGGGACCCUGGGCCUCUUCUGCCUCGUGUUUGCCUGCGUGGUGAAGCCCGACUUCUCCACCUGUGCCUCUCGGCGCUUCCUGUUUGGGGUCCUGUUCGCCAUCUGCUUCUCCUGUCUGGUGGCCCACGUCUUUGCCCUCAACUCCCUGGCCCGGAAGAACCAUGGGCCCCGGGGCUGGGUGAUCUUCACCGUGGCUCUGCUGCUGACCCUGGUGGAGGUCAUCAUCAACACGGAGUGGCUGAUCAUCACCCUGGUUCGCGGCAGUGGCGAGGGCGGCCCUCAGGGCAACAGCAGUGCCGACUGGGCCGUGGCCUCCCCCUGUGCCAUCGCCAACAUGGACUUUGUCAUGGCGCUCAUCUAUGUCAUGCUGCUGCUGCUGGCUGCCUUCCUGGGGGCCUGGCCUGCUCUGUGCGGCCGCUUCAAGCGCUGGCGUAAGCACGGAGUCUUCGUGCUGCUCACCACGGCCACCUCCAUGGCCAUCUGGGUGGUGUGGAUUGUCAUGUAUACCUACGGCAACAGGCAGCGCAACAGUCCCACCUGGGAUGACCCCACGCUGGCCAUCGCCCUCGCCGCCAACGCCUGGGCCUUUGUCCUCUUCUAUGUCAUCCCCGAGGUCUCCCAGGUGACCAAGGCCAGCCCAGAGCAAAGCUACCAGGGGGACAUGUACCCCACCCGGGGCGUGGGCUAUGAGACCAUCCUGAAAGAGCAGAAGGGUCAGAGCAUGUUCGUGGAGAACAAGGCCUUUUCCAUGGAUGAGCCGGCGGCAGCUAAGAGGCCAGUGUCACCAUACAGCGGGUACAACGGGCAGCUGCUGACCAGUGUGUACCAGCCCACCGAGAUGGCCCUGAUGCACAAAGGCCCGUCCGAAGGAGCCUACGAUGUCAUCCUCCCACGGGCUACCGCCAACAGCCAGGUGAUGGGCAGUGCCAACUCGACCCUGCGGGCUGAAGACAUGUACUCGGCCCAGAGCCAGCAGGCGGCCGCGCCGCUGAAAGAUGGCAAGAACUCUCAGGCUCAGUCCCCGCAAAGUAAAACGAGAUGGUAGAAGCCCUCUUCCCUGGAUCGCACGGCAUCCUGAUGUCCUCAUUCCUCUGUACCCGGGAUGGGCCCAGCACCUUUCCCGUCCUUGUCAUUGGAGCUGGGAGGGACCAGAGGCCACCGACCUGGAGCAGUGGACUGAGUGGGCCCCUGUGAAGCCCUGAGUAUGUGACUGGAGUGCCUAGGGCCCCUCCCUUUCCUGCCCAGCCCAUCUUCCUGGUCCCCAACUGGCUGCGGCUGCAGGGAGCUGUCCCCCAGGCCGCCUCCAUCUCCCCUCUUGACGCCCUCCCCAAAUCAUAGCCCCUGUGUCCCUGAGCUGUGGUUCUCCAGAUGGCCAUCCUCCCCAUUGUGAAAGGCAGUCCUCAGUGCCCCAUCUUGACUCUGGACCUUCCUGGCCCCGCCAUCUUGGUUUCUGGCAUUAGUUUGUCCUCUGCCUAGAUGGAUCUCCUCCAUGAGUCUUUGGCAACAAGCCGGGGCAGAAGUUGGCCCCUGCCCUUCUCACCAGGGCCUCCUGCCACCACCUGGACUGUGGAAGGCCACUGAGAUGGGGGCGGAGCUCAGCCCAAGGCCUGGGCACACUGCUGCUCUCCACAGCCUGUAGGUCCCGGAUGUGAGCCCCUGGGGUGUUUCACUCGAGAGCCCCUUAGCCAUCCACUUCUUCUAUCGCCAGCAAGCCAGGCCAGCCCUGCCUGCACUCUGCCCCCACUGCCCCUUGCCCUCUGGGACGAGGAUGGCCACGCUGGGAAGAGGCAGCUCUCUCCAUCCAGCACUACCUCAUGGAGAGCUCACUAAGGAUUUGGGAAUGGCAGGCCACUCUGGCAACCGGGGUUCAAGGUGGCUCCUGUGGCAGGAACAGGUGUCAAUGGGCCUGAUUCCCGGGAUCUCACGGGUUCUGGGAAUGCAGCAGGGGCCUCCCGUGGCUAUUCCAACAUCUCUGGUCAGGGCCUAGAAGCACCCUUAGGACAUGCGGGGUCGGGUUCAGGGCUGCCUUCUCAGGGACCAGUGGAGAGCCCUGGACCAGAUGAACUGGAGUCUAGGCCUCUCCUGUGACUGGGACUUGGAUGUGGGGAGGCCCGUGAGAUCCAGGUCUAAAGAUUCUAUUUCCUGAUGGGCAGAUAUGUGAGUGGCAUCCUCAGGUAAGUGGGACCCGGGACUAAAGACUGUGCUCUUUCCUGA